AUGAACAAGGCAGAAUUCAUCACUGCUGCAGGCUUUGCUGUAUCAUUGCUGUUCCACAUGACCUGGGCUGAAGCCUGUCCUGCCUCCUGUGACUGCAAGUCACUGGGAGACAUGAAGGGUUUGCAGAUCGACUGCAGCUCAAAGAAGCUGACAGCAGUGCCCGUCUUGCCUGGUGACACCAAGAGGCUUUAUCUCCAGAAUAACAGCCUGACCUCAGUUCCUCCCGGCACCCUGGAUAGCUUGCACAGCCUGGAGGAAGUGGAGACCUCUGACAAUCCUUGGAACUGUGACUGCCACAUUCUGUACCUCAAACUCUGGUUAGAAGACAUCUCUGAACCCUCUCUUGCAAAAGUGAGAUGCGCAACCCCAGCUCCUGUGAGGAUGAAGCCCUUGAGGCAGCUGACUGGGAACGAGCUGGGGAGUUGCAAGAGGCUUCUCCCCAUCAAGUGUCUGGAGUUCUUUUGGCGAGACCUCAUUUUAAUUGCUGGAGCAAUAAUCACACUUAUUUUAGCAGCAUGGGCUCUGAAAUUCUCCAAAAAGCUGGUCUGCCAAAUAAACCUAUGCCAGUCUGCCCCUCGGGGCUGA
Nestor notabilis (Kea) is the source of this 585-nucleotide messenger RNA. It is a transcript of the gene GP9, whose product is annotated as glycoprotein IX (platelet). The record is from RefSeq and is a predicted model, not a curated record. The transcript has a single exon. NCBI's taxonomy places the organism in Eukaryota, Metazoa, Chordata, Aves, Psittaciformes, Psittacidae. The coding region runs from base 1 to 585 and encodes 194 amino acids.